Anarrhichthys ocellatus (wolf-eel) is the source of this 6357-nucleotide messenger RNA. It is a transcript of the gene lrch1, whose product is annotated as leucine-rich repeats and calponin homology (CH) domain containing 1. Bases 204 to 2282 code for a protein of 692 amino acids. The transcript has 19 exons. Lineage: Eukaryota; Metazoa; Chordata; Actinopteri; Perciformes; Anarhichadidae. Gene Ontology annotation, molecular function: protein binding. The record is from RefSeq and is a predicted model, not a curated record. Gene Ontology annotation, cellular component: cytoplasm.
CGCACCGCGCAGACAGAGAGGCGGACGCGGCGGCUUACAAUCGAGGAGGAAACGCGGCACGGCUCGGCACGCCUGAAGAAGUCGGUGUACCGCUGUUUGUCCCGACCGUUAGCUAGCCGUUGCACGCUUCUACCUCGCUCUCGGAUAUAACCGACAUACGCACGCACGCACACACCCGGAGAACCGCGGAGAGGUGGAGCAUUAUGGCGACGUUGGGACCGGAGUCGGCUCGUCCUCCUCCUCACUCCCCGUCGAUCCAGUCGCACAUCGGCAGCGCUAACCUGCCUCCUAACCGGGGCUUGGAGCGGGCGCUAGAGGAGGCGGCGGCCAGCGGCGCCCUCAACCUCAGCUCCAGAAAACUAAAGGAGUUCCCCCGGACAGCCGCCAACCACGACCUGACGGACACGGUGGACGCAGACCUCUCAAAGAACAGACUGGCCGACGUCCCCUCAGAGGUGUGUCACCUGGUCGCUUUGGAGACGUUGAGUCUGUAUCACAACUGCAUCAGGACCAUCCCAGACAGCAUCAUCGGCCUGCAGUCACUCACCUCCUUAAACCUCAGUCGUAACCAGCUGGGUUUUCUGCCGGCCUGUCUGUGCGGUUUACCUCUGAGAGUCCUCAACGCCAGCAACAACAAGCUGGUCAGCCUGCCAGAGACCAUCGGACAGCUGCACGGCCUCAUGGAGCUGGACAUCAGCUGCAACGAGAUCACGGCUCUUCCUCGCCACAUCAGUAGACUCAAAGCUUUACGGGAACUAAACGUUCGCCGAAACCUUCUCUGCGUUCUGCCAGAAGACUUGGCUGCCCUUCCUCUGGUGAAGUUUGACUUCUCCUGUAACAAGGUGUCGACCAUCCCGGUGUGUUACAGGAAGAUGAAACAGCUCCAGUGCCUCCAGUUAGAAAACAACCCCCUUCAAAGUCCACCUGCACAGAUCUGUAUAAAAGGAAAAGUUCACAUAUUCAAGUAUCUGAGCAUCGAGGCGUGUCGCAGUGAGAAGAUGCCCGACUCUCUGUACCUGCCUGUCAUAGAGCGACUCAGCCUAUCACGGCCCACCACCGGCAGUGUGGAGGACAUGGAGCAGCAGAAGAAGCAGGAUAGCGACUCAGGAGUCGGCAGCGACAACGGAGACAAGAGGCUGUCUGCUACUGAGCCGUCAGAUGAAGACAGUCUGAGUCUCAACAUACCGAUGAGCCACAUCACAGAGGAGGAGGGAAUCAGUAAAGACGACUCGAGUGAACACAUCAGCUCCCUGACAGCAGACCCAAACUCCGACUCAGUCCGUCUGAUUGAGGAGAGCCCUACGGAAGCCCUGAAGGACCAGUUCAGCUACAGAGACUCUGCUCUCAGCACUCGCUUCGUCAACUACAUCAAGGGUCGGACAGCAGCAGACUUCGACGAGCCCCUCCGGAUAGAGGAAGACUCGCACUGGCCAACACAACAAAUGUCAAAGGUAAAAGGGGGCACAGAGCUCCACAUUGACAUGAUCAACCAGCUGAAGGAGGCUGUGGAGCUGCUGCAGGACCCCAGCAGAGUGAACACAGAGCAGGACGAUCUGUCUGGAGUUCAGCUCUACCCGGUGGAGAUGGUCACAGUGGAAGAGUCACUCAAUGGGCAGGACAGCGAUGACGGCAUCACCACACCGAAGCGACAUGACAUAUCUCCAGCCAGCGGACCUCCAGCCUUCUCCAGCCCGGUGUUUGGACUGAAGCCCCGUUCAGCUCCGCCCUCGCUGCCCUGCUCGCCACCUCCUUCCUGUCUCGCCCCCUCCCUCCUCUCACAGGCCUCGCCCUGCCAUAGAGACACGCCUCGUAGCCAUGAUGACGGAGGCAUGCACAGCCGCGUGUUCCUGCGGAGCCACAAGAGUCUGGAGUCUGUUGAUCCUCAGUUCACCAUGAGAAGAAAGAUGGAGCAGCUGCGAGAGGAGCUGGAGCUCACGGAGAUACUGCGAGACAGCAUCGAGAGCAGACUGAAGGUUGUCCUCCCUGAAGACCUUGGAUCGUCUCUGAUGGACGGCGUCGUGCUCUGCCAUCUGGCCAAUCACAUUCGCCCGCGCUCUGUCGGCAGCAUCCACGUCCCCUCGCCUGCAGUGCCCAAACUCAGCAUGGCCAAGUGUCGGAGAAAUGUGGAGAACUUCCUGGAUGCCUGCAGAAAGAUUGGUCUGUCAGAGGACAAACUGUGUCUUCCUCACCACAUCCUGGAGGAGAAAGGCCUGGGGAAGCUGUGCAUCACGGUGGCGGCUCUGGUGGACGAUGUGUUCCCCAAACACUCCCUCCUGACGUGAGAGACGGGUGGAGCUUCACCUGACUGACACGUACAACAAACGCACACCUGGAUCAAAACCUCACUUUAAGCUGCAGCACGUGCCUCUGUGGUCAUUCUGCAUCCCUCUCAGUAACACGGUGAUUUUAUUAGAUGCAAGGAUGCAAAAUGGUGUUAAGGGAACUAAAGAUUUAUCUGCUAAUUCAUGGGAGGGAACGUCUGGGUGGAGUCAGUUUGAAGCCACACAGAUGGUGGAAGAGCCAACAUGCACCAGCAUUCCACUGGUUCCAGGUGAUUCUCACCGUAAAUAUUUGGUUUUGUGUUAGUGUUAGGCGGGAGGUGUGUCAACUGAAGGGCAUGAAUACAACUCUAGGAUUCAAAAAAAUACACUGGUUGUACCUAAAAAUAUUACAAAGUAUUAGCGCCACAUUGAAUUCACUUAUUGCUUUUAAGAAAAAAAGUAAGAAUAUUACAAGAUGAAGUCAUAAUUCUACUACAUAAAACAUUUUUUUAAAUAUUGAGAUUUUUUAAUUUAAUUAGAAAACAUUUAUUUCGAGAAUAAAGAAGUAGUAUAACCUGUGUUUGGGGGAAAAGGAAGAUUUCAGCUAUUUUGAGAUUCAGUUGUAAUUUUAUUCAACAAAGUCAUAAUAUUCAUAUUACAAGAUGUGGCUUUAUUCUUGUAAAAUUAUGACUUUCCCCCUUGAAAAGUAUGAUUUUUGCUAUUCUGUAACAAUGACUUUAUUCUCAUAUUAUUUUCAUAAAAAAUUGGGAUUUCAUUUUUAAAAAUCUGAGAUUUUGUUUUCCUCACAACCGUGGCCCUAAAACUCUGUUGUACAAAAUUAGGUGCAAAAAAAGUUAUUUAAUUAGAAAUUAGAUUUAGAGUUUGUGGAGCUUCCAAUCUGAAACACUCCGCCUGCCGCAGCAGCACCAGCUUCACCUGUUGAUGUCACGCAAACCAUCAGUUGUCUCCAGAUCAAAGAUCUUUUGUACUGAGGGUUUAGGUGAAGUCUAACUGGACUGAGUGAGUAAAACCAAAAUGUUAUAGUUUUAACAUAGGAGGCAACUUUUAACCACAAUUUGUAUUUAAACAUAAAGAUAUUUAUAAUAUAAGGAGAAGCUGAGAUACAUUGUUUGAGUUGUUGUACACUUUCAAAAACAAAUAUGCCAAAAAAUAUUUUUCGCUAAUAUAUUUUAGGUAUGAUUUUUGUCUGUUUUCUAAAAGUUUUGCUGACUUUGUGUGGAGCUCUCUGCAUGUCCCUGAACCAGGUCUGAGUCUGUUAAUGUGCCACUGUGGGACACGAAAUCUGUGUUUAUCAAGCAUCUCUGAUGGAUUCUCACAUGUCCAGGUAUUUUUUAUUUUUUAUUUGCUCUUUUCUUUUCUACGUGUUGUUAAUCUGUGUUCACUGACGGCAUUUCAAGGAUUUUCUUUUAGUGAAACUACUUCAGCAGUUGUUUAUUUGUGAUGAGAGACACAACGUCUUCACGUCACAAAACACUCCUCGUGUCUGCAUCUUCAGGCUGAAACCCCACAUCAUCUUGAUUUAUGUGUAAAUAUUGAUCAGCUUCCAUACAGCGAGGCACUUGAUGAAUAUCAGAGUCGUGUAUUCGAUUUUCAUAUUUCAGGAUGCGGCCGGUGCAGCGUCGGAUCAACCAACUGUCUGCGUUAGUUAGGAUAUCUUAAAAACUCUUUUUGAAACAAUUUGAGUCUAAAAGAAAAAACCCGAAGCAAUAAUUACAAAAUAUAAAGUUAAUAUCGUAGUGAAAUGUUCCUCACGCUGUGUUUUUUUCUAACCGUCUGUGUGAGUUCGUCCAAACCUCUGAGCUUCAGGCCGGAGCUGCUGCGUGAGAUCAGAGAUUCUGUGACUCAGUCGGUUUGGGUUUACUACACUCUUGAUGCUUCAUUGCACCGCCUGCUACGUCGACAGUAUUUCUGUGCGUGUGUGUGUUUGUGUGUACAAAUGAGUUGCUAGUCGGCAUGAAUCCUGUGGUUCUGCAGAUCAUACUAGACACAAAGAGCUUUUGAGGGGGCAGUAAGUAAUAGUUGAACAAACGGCACAACUCACUGUUAUCUUCUCUCCUGAACAACUGCAGCAGCUGAAGAUGUUUCAUACAGAAACCUCUGAAGCUGGUUUGGUCUUUCUUUGAUCUGCAUUCAUUGAUUUUGACCACUAGGGGAAAGUAAACGCCCUUUAAAAGUGAGAAUGACUACAUUUUCUCCCGUUUACCUUCAUCUUCAGACUGACUUUUGAUUUGAGUAUGAAGGCUUGUUGAUUCAUAAUUCAUAAAUAGUAUUUUAUCAGAACUUAUCAGAACUAAGGCACAUUCACCAAUGGAGCUAGAGAAUCUGGAACUUGUAAUAUAUUUCCUAAAAUAUUGAUCUUAUAUAUUUCUAGAGCUUAAAACAACCCUGCAUGUCUCCUGCUUUAUUUGGUAUCUUUGACACACGAUUAAUAUUACAUAUUUCCUCGUUCCGGAUGACGUAGCCACUGGCACAUUACAAGAGCAGGCUCUAAUAAUAAUGAUCACCGGCGGAGUUAGUAUUUUAUUUUUAUGUUACUAUUAUUAUUUAGUUGGAAUUUGAUUAUUGACUUCUCAAAGUGCUACUACUCCAAUACUAAUACCACACUGAAAAUACUACACAUUUCAAAUGUAAAUAAUACAUUUGGUGUCUAAAUUAUACUGAUUCUAUCUUCUUUUUGUUAUUGAAGGAAAGAAGAAGUACAUCAAUAUCAUACUCAUUCCAAACUUGUGAACGGUUGUGACCGUUGAGCGUAUGUGAUAUUGAGAAAUAAACCCUGUCAUAACGAUGACUCUGGAUUUACAUACUGCCCCUUCACAACCUCUGGGCAGGUCUGGGAUCACGUCGUGUUUCUCCUGAAUGCCAGAAUAAAACCACAGUAAGUGUCUUGACACUCUUGAACCAGCAGGCUUGUAUGAAUGAGUGAUUAAGAGUCUUUGUUUCUGUACAUAUGAUGCAGCUUGCUAUCCAAAGCUCGAGCUGCAUAAAGAUUCAGCAGCAAGAAAAAAAUAUUAAAAUAAAUGUUUCCACUGGAUCGAUUUGAACAGUUGCCAAAACAAACAUUUACUCUUGUGAUAAAAGUAAAUGAUUUUAUUUAAAUGUACGAUAGCCUGUGUACAUAUUAUUUAUCACAAGGAGUUCCUAUUGUUGAAUUAAUGUAUUGAAACAAUUAGUGAUUAGUUAUGUAUUUCCUCAUGUACUGUAUAUUUCAACUGAAAACACUUUAACAUCUGAUCAAUCCACAAUAUCACAGAUAUGAUUAAACGAUACAUAAACGUUGACGUAUUUCUACACUAUGGUCAGCUUGGUGAAGUAAUGACACAGAUUGUUUCAUAUACAUUAUGUCAGAUAUUAUCUGAUGACAGUUAGUUUUGCCUCGUGGUAAAACAUGUAAAAGUCUUCCUAAUAUUUCUUACAUGAUUUUAAAUCAUUUUGAUUUACUUCAAAGUGCUGAAAACCGUCUAAAAGAGAUCAGGAUUAUAAUGUCAAAGGAUAUGGAUGCUUUUAGGAAAUACAAAUUAUUUCCAUUUGCAUGUUAGUAAUGAACAUUUCUUCAUAUUUCAUAUCCACGGUUUUGUACUCGCCACAUCAUCACAGUCGUUUGGGGGGGAAAAGCAAUAAAACCAAACCGGCUGCUUCCCAGACAGAAUCUGCACUUUAAACUUCUAUAUUUAUAUAUCUUUGUUUUGGCAACUGAGAAAAUCUUGAAUCGCUUUUAAUCUGAAACGAGAGAAUUAAAAAAUGUGACGCUGGUGUAAAUUGUGUAAAUGUGGUGAAUCAGACCUGCUGAAGCAGUGUUGUUUUUAAUGUCUCUUAUUUUGUAUAUAAAUAUUGUCCAGAAAACAGCCUGUACUCACAUUUUUGUACUUUUCUGACUGGGAGGAAAUUUAUUUUUUAUGUGACUUUGAUGUAACAUACCCUUUUGUAACUCUUUGUGAACCUUUUCUGUAAUUUGUUGUACAGCAACUCAAAUUUAAAUGCAUGAAUUGUCCCUUUAAUGUCGCCUUAACUGCUGUGAAUACUGUAUAUAAUGCACUGUAUUUCUCAUCACUAUCAGUAAAGACCUCAAUUGUCUAAA